AUAGGGAAAGUUCUCAUCAAUUACUAACUGUGCACCUAUAGACUGUGCUUUGUGUUUGAAAUAUUUCAAAUUAGGUAAAAAAUUAUUCAGUAUUUUUUAAUAUGCUUCACAUUCUAUUCCGUUUAAAUGAGCCCAUUAGCAGGACGUUUUCACGAUCAAUUGUCAUCAAACAGUUACGCGAUAUGCAUUGUAAACAAAUCGUAUUUAAAGAAUAUGGCGACCCAUUGAAAGUUACCCAACUAGUGGAAAAUACUUUACCUGAUUGUCCCGAUGACGAACAGGUACAGUACAUGUUGUCUUGCCCUGGGCAGUACAAUUUUUACUCUUUUUUUCUUAUUAAAGGUCUUAGUAAAAAUGAUUGUAGCGCCAGUCAAUCCUGCUGAUAUAAACACCAUUCAAGGUGUUUAUCCAGUAAAACUAACCCUACCCAGUAUUCCUGGAUUCGAAGGAAUUGGCGAUGUAGUAGCUGUUGGUUCGGCUGUAAAAAAUCUUGUUCCUGGUGAUCGAGUAAUACCCUAUGGAAGUAUUGGCACCUGGUGUUCAGCCAGGAUGUUUAACUGCAAACAACUUAAAAAGGUCAGUGGGGUGUUAUUACUAUUAUUAUAUCAAUGUCCAGAUAAUUAUAAAUAAAUUAUUAUAGGAACCUGUUUAAAAUCAUGAUAGAAACUAUAGAUGGGUUUUAUUUUGUUUUCUAUAUAUUAUCGACACUGGUAUAAAUUACACAAUUGCAACAUAUUUUUACUCACCUAAUAUACCUAAAUAUGAAUUGUAUGUGUGCUAUGUGCAUAAUAUAAGUAACCUACUAUGUCUAUGAUCUUUUUUUUACAAUUACAAAAACAUGUACAAAGUUGAUAUUGUCCAUCUUUAAUAGAAACUAUAAAACACUGUGGAACCAAUUUUAAUGUUAACAGUUUUGUGUGAAUUUUGAUAUAUUGUGUAGGUUAUACAGUUACUGGUUUGAAAAAUGAUAGAAGAUAUAGUGUUAUCAGCAUUACUACUAUCGAAUAUUUUUUAUAAUUGUUUGCCUCCAGAGUCAUAAAUGUUGAUUUUUCUAAUAAGUAUUUUUUUUUUAACUAUGGUUUUAAAAAAUAAAUUAACAGGUUUUAUGAUUUUAAAAACUAUAAAAGAAAAGAAUUAUACAAACCAGUUAAUUAAACUGAAAAAAAAUUAUAGCAGGUAUUAACUAACAAUUUUAAAAUUUUCCUGAAGGGUGAUUUAAAAUGAACUGUAAUAAAAUGCUAUGUAACUUUGAUUGUUUUUGAGCUAAACAUUUAAAUUGUAUAUGAAUAAAAAUAAGCUCCGAUAAAAAAUAAUAGGAAAAGGCCCAUUGUAAACUAAUACUUAUUUAAAAAAUAUUAAUGAAUCUGUAGGUGAAUUGAAAAAUAUCAAUUUUUUACUAAUUACCUUCAAUGACUAAGGUAUAUAUGGAUUAUACAUAUUACAAUAAAACUUCUGUUGACGGUUAUUUAUUUUGGUCAAGUGUUCGUCAAGUAUUAUGCCUUUAUAGGUCACUUCUAAAGGACGGUCACCUUUAAAUAGUGGUAAUUAUUUCUGGUCCUUUCGGUGACCGUUAUUUGGAAGGUUUACUGGGUAUAUUUUUUUUUAAAUGUCUAAAUUAGCUUAUAUAAGUCUGUUUUACAAAUUGUAUUAUUCUAUCUUCUAUUUGUAAGCCGAGGAUUUUGUACCAUUAAUCUGGUAUUUUCUUUUCUUUGUGUUUCAUAUUGAUAACAUUAUGUUAGAAUGUUUUAUUAGUAUAUCAUUUAUACAUUGAUAAUUUAUAAUUUAAAUCAUUUAUAAUGAUCAAAAAUCCGAAUAUCCAAUAUUUAUAUAUAUUUAUAGGUACAUUGAUUUACAAUAAAAUUAUACCUACACCAUAUUAAUAUUCUAUAUUAUUGUUAAGGGUUUUUCAGUUAUAAAAUAAAAAAAUAACUAAACAAGUAUUGUAGAAUUUUUAAUUGUAAUAAUAAUAUAUAGGUACCUGUGUUUAUUAUUGUUUUUUUGUUUUUUUUGGCUUAAAAUAAUAUGUAUAGGUAAAAAGUUUUUUUUUUAUGCUAUUCAUUAUUAUUUCUUAAAUGUAUAUGUAUUAAUUUACAACAUGGCGUUUUUUUUCUCAUACCGAUUAAGUAGACCUUGAAGUACCCAAUAAAACUUCAAUAUAAAUUUUAAAAUAUGUCUACUUUUUUAUCAUAAAAUGUUAAUUAAUACCUUUACCCAAAGAAAAGAACGACAAAUAGUAAUGCUAAUCAGUGUUAAUAUUAUAUAACAUAAUUACAGAAAAAAAAAAUUACUGAUUAUAUAAUUUAACAACAUAUUAAUUGAAUAUUUUCAUAAAUAUGAUUAUAUUUUUUCGUAGAUUAGUAGUACAUCAUAUAGUAGUGUCAAUUUAUGGAAUAAUAUUAGAUUUUAAAAAAAUGCUAAUAAAUGGCCUAACCCAAAGAACUCUUUAUUAGUAAUUCAUUUUGCACUUACAAAUUGAUACAAUUUUAAAUUUAAAUUUAUCAAGACGUAAUUAAUCAAACUUCAUUUAGAAUUAUUUUUAUUUGCAGUGAUUUAUUAUUGUAUACAGAUAUAAAUUCAAUUACUCUAUAUAGAAUUUUGAAUUAAAACAUUAGCCCAACUAUUAUAUAUUAGCUUGUUUACUUUUUGUUUUUAAAAUUAAAGUUAAAUUUUUAGAUUUUUAUUGUAAUGUUAGUCCUAUUAUAAUCUUCUUGUAUAAAUGGCUUGUGUAAUUGUGUAAUUAAUGUAAUGAUAAUUUACUUUUAUGAAGUACAUUUGAAACCAUUUUUUUAUAAAUUGCAUUCAUUAUGUUUUAGGUGGACAAAGACAUUGAUAUUUAUGCGUUAAGUGGUAUUUCUUCUAACCCAUGUACUGCAUAUCGGAUGUUAAACGAUUUUGUUUCACUCAACCAAAAUGAUGUUGUUAUACAAAAUGGUGGUAAUAGUGCAUGUGGUCAGAACGUCAUUCAGUUGGCUAAAAUAUUUGGCUACACAAGUGUUAACAUUAUACGUAAUCGACCUGAACCAGACUUGACAAAUUUAAAAAACCAUUUAAUAGGUUUAGGUGCUACAUAUGUACUUACUGAAGAAGAAUUAAGGUAAAUUAUAAAUCAAUAAUUUUGUACACAUGUCACUGCUAACUUCAUAAAAAUGUAUUAACAUUUUAUUUAUUUGUACUUAGGACUACGCAAAUAUUCAAAAAUGGCACUAUACCUAAGCCCAAGUUAGGUUUAAAUAAUGUAGGUGGAAAAAGUUCAACUGAAGUUUUACGGACGUUGAGCAAUGGUGGAGUUAUGGUGACAUAUGGUGGAAUGUCCAAAGAACCAGUCAUUGUGCCUACUGCAUCAUUUAUAUUUAAAGAUAUUCAACUUAGAGGUUUUUGGAUGACAAGAUGGCAUACAGAAAAUGCCACUUCAAAGCAACGUGAAGAAAUGUAUGAUGAAUUAUCAAAAUUUAUGAAAAAUGGCAAAUUAGUAGCACCUGCCCAUAAAGCUAUAUCAUUAGAUUCGUACAAAGAAGCAUUAGAAAACACUAUUUCGUCCAAAAGUUAUACCAGUUUUAAAUAUUUUUUAAAUUUACAAGAUUAAAUUGAUUAUAAUAAAAUAUGCUUACUUACCAAAAUUACUUAAAAUUUAAAUUUAAUUCUCUGUUAAGUAUAUUCUUAUUAUAGAAUUGUAUAUAUUGGACUGAAAUGAAUUGUUAUUUAAUUUUGGAUAAUAUUUAACAAUGUGUAAACAAAUAUAAACAAAUAUUAAUAAA
This is a messenger RNA of Cinara cedri, 3755 nucleotides long. NCBI's taxonomy places the organism in Eukaryota, Metazoa, Arthropoda, Insecta, Hemiptera, Aphididae. The record is from the annotation of a GenBank genome assembly.